Molecule: messenger RNA, 1485 nt
Organism: Aspergillus terreus NIH2624
Lineage: Eukaryota; Fungi; Ascomycota; Eurotiomycetes; Eurotiales; Aspergillaceae
Product: C2H2-type zinc finger protein
Exons: 6
Coding region: 1-1485 (494 amino acids)
Biological process (GO): regulation of transcription by RNA polymerase II
Cellular component (GO): nucleus
Molecular function (GO): DNA-binding transcription factor activity, RNA polymerase II-specific; RNA polymerase II cis-regulatory region sequence-specific DNA binding
Source: RefSeq, a predicted model, not a curated record
AUGGCUUCCCACACCAAAAAGGACGACAACUGCUUGGAAUGCCGCUGGGAGACCUUCAACCUGGACGGGAAAGACUCGGAGAAUUCCCCGGAGACCCAUCAGCCGUCGCAAUGGCAUUGCGACGACAGCAAUGACCACUCUGCAUCUGCCCACUGUGACCUCGACGAUGCCUGUUGUGAUCUCGAUGAUUGUUCUGUAACCUGUCCGUCGGUCUGCGAUGGCUUCGUUUGCGACGAGGCCACCGCGUGCUCCGUGCCUCAUUGUGAUGACAGCUGCGAGGAUGAUCACUGCAAGGAUGCCGAGCCUACAUCACAGGAUCAUCUGGUGAAACCAGCGGGAAACCAUCCCCACGGGAUUGUCGAACCACCGGCCCCCACGGACGCUCUCUUUACGCCGUUCCCAACGGCGGUCACGCAUUGCCAUCCUCAGACCUUCAACCACCUCCACUGCCAUGACUUUCCCAAAGAGCUCCAUAGUCAUCUCUUGGAUCCCUCAUUCCCCGCGCAGAACAAUGUGAACCCGGCAGACGUGUUUCACAUCCUGGGCAUGUGCCCGGACCUAACGGCGGAUCCAACGUUAUUCACGCACGAGGGUCAGAACGGUCACCACCACCUGCAUAAACCUAAUCCAGAUGUCCCUACGGCAUCGCCGUCUUGCUUCCAUAUGCCGCACUUCAGCAUGAACGACAUCAUAAAAGCGCCCGCCUACCAGAGCGGUCGCGGCCCCUGUCGCUCCCACCAUCGGUGCAAAACGCAUGCGCAUCAGCAUGUUCAUCCAUAUGGACAUUACUCCCCUUAUGCGCGUCAGUCCCGCUCUAGCAUUAGUUCGCAAUUCAUGUCCAGUCCGGGAGAGACCCCUCCCCCACUGGAGGGCGGUACCUCGUCUGUCCUGACCAGUCCGGAGUACAAUCCAACAGACGCCGAGCUGCAUGUUUGCAAAUGGACUACCACAGUCCACGGAAUAAAGACCACGUGUGGUGCCACUUUUCCGGAUUCCUGCUCUUUGCAGGAGCACCUGGUUGCGCGACACAUGACGACGGUUGACGGCGCCAAGGGCACAGGAUACUACUGUUGCUGGGAAGGCUGUCAUCGGCCGGAUGAACCUUUCUCGCAGAAGUCCAAACUUCAAGGCCAUUUUCUGACUCAUAGCAACUACAAAAACUUCAAAUGCACCGUCUGUGGGAAGAUGUUCGCCCGACAGGCCACGCUUGAACGACAUGAGCGCAGCCACCGCGGGGAGAAGCCCUAUAAAUGCUCCGAGUGUGGAAAGACGUUUACCGACAGCAGUGAAUUGACUAACUUGUCAGAAACACAUUCUCGCACGCACACAGGAGAAAAGCCAUUCAAGUGCACAUUUCCCGGGUGUAACUUCCAAACAGGAGAUUCCUCGAACAUGUCUAGUCACCGUCUAAGCACUAACCUGCGCAGCACACGGCGAACGGAGACACAAAUGCACAUUCCCUGGCUGCACGAAGAGUUUUACUAG